Molecule: messenger RNA, 1011 nt
Organism: Linum tenue
Lineage: Eukaryota; Viridiplantae; Streptophyta; Magnoliopsida; Malpighiales; Linaceae
Source: the annotation of a GenBank genome assembly
AUGGCUUCUCCUUCUUCAUACACUUCGUUAGCGAAGCCUCCGACUCUCUUCACUCUCCAUUCCUCAUGUCUCCGGCCUCCGCCUGCCCUUGCUUCUCAGGUGGCAGGGCGCCGCCGUCUGACCUUCUCCCGUCGGCAGCAGCACUCUGGCCUCGCCGUGGCUUCUCUUACCAACUCUGCCCCGGCGAGAAAUGGGACGUAUAAAGUAGGAGAUUUCAUGACGAGGAAGGAGGAUCUGCUUGUUGUGAAGCCUUCUACAGGUGUUGAUCAAGCAUUGGAGGUUAUCGUGGAGAAGAGGAUUACAGGGUUCCCUGUGAUUGACGAUCACUGGAAUUUGGUACUACUUUGUUUACUAACUCAUGGGCUGAUUUCAUGUUAUUCCUUGUUGCAGGUUGGUUUUGUUUCAGAUUAUGACUUGUUAGCACUCGACUCUAUAUCAGGUUGCAAUCAAAGUGACAACAACUUAUUUCCUGACGUCGACAGUACUUGGAAAGCAUUUAAUGAGAUUCAGAAACUACUAGGGAAGACAAACGGUAAAGUUGUUGGAGAUCUCAUGACACCUAAUCCCCUGACCGUCCGUGAAAACACCAAUCUGGAGGACGCGGUCAGGCUGCUACUAGAAACCAAGUACCGACGGCUGCCAGUGGUUGAUGGUGACGGAAAGCUGGUUGGGCUCCUUACGCGGGGAACUGUGGUCAGAGCCGCUCUGCAGAUGAAACGCGAAAGUCCAAGGUCGACUUGGAAUCUAUGACGACAAGCAACAAUCAUGGAGAAUGUUGUGAGAAUUCAAGCUGUAGUUAUAAUGAAUAGGGGUGAAAGAAAUGGGAUAUGAGUAGCAUAGGAUUUGCCUUGGUAGACAGUUCAAGCAUAUGCCAUGGUUUUGUAUUAUAGAGAGUAUAUAUUAUUCUUCAUAUGAGAAUCUGGAAGUGUAACAGGUUAUGUAUGAAUCCAUGCUUGUAACCUUAUCGUCUGUCACGAUUUUCAGACUCAAGUUGUAUGAAAUUUGCCCCAU